Neogale vison (American mink) is the source of this 1799-nucleotide messenger RNA. RefSeq names its product DNA damage inducible transcript 4 (gene DDIT4). NCBI's taxonomy places the organism in Eukaryota, Metazoa, Chordata, Mammalia, Carnivora, Mustelidae. The record is from RefSeq and is a predicted model, not a curated record. The transcript has 3 exons. Gene Ontology annotation, cellular component: cytoplasm. Bases 189 to 881 code for a protein of 230 amino acids. Gene Ontology annotation, biological process: negative regulation of TOR signaling; response to hypoxia; apoptotic process. Gene Ontology annotation, molecular function: 14-3-3 protein binding.
CAAGGGGGAGGUGCGGGUGGGUAGAAGGGACAGGUCUGGGCAGCGCUCGGGGGUUGGUGCCAGUUCCCUCAUCCAUUCAAGCGGCAGUACGCACUUGACCUAGCAGUUCUCGCCGGCGGAGCUAACUGGAUUUUCUGCGGUCCCGCAUCCAAAGCUCAUCUGCAAACGUCCUGGCAUCCGUCUUCAUCAUGCCUAGCCUUUGGGAUCGCUUCUCAUCGUCGUCCUCUUCAUCGUCGUCCUUGUCCAGAACUCCCACCUCGGAUCAGCCGCCGCGCUCAGCCUGGGGGUCGGCGGCCCGAGAAGAGGGUCUUGGCCGGUGCGCGAGCCUGGAGAGCUCGGACUGCGAGUCCCUGGACAGCAGCAACAGUGGCUUUGGGCCGGAGGAAGACUCGACAUACCUGGACGGGGUGUCCUUGCCCGACUUCGAGCUGCUCAGCGACCCUGAGGAUGAGCACUUGUGUGCCAGCCUGAUGCAGUUGCUGCAGGAGAGCCUGUCCCAGGCGCGGCUGGGCUCGCGGCGCCCCGCGCGCCUGCUGAUGCCAGGCCAGCUGGUGAGCCAGGUGGGCAAGGAACUGCUGCGCCUGGCCUACAGCGAGCCGUGCGGCCUGCGGGGGGCGCUGCUGGACGUCUGCGUCGAGCAAGGCAAGAGCUGCCACAGCGUCGGGCAACUGGCCCUCGACCCCAGCCUGGUGCCUACCUUCCAGCUGACCCUCGUGCUGCGCCUGGACUCACGCCUCUGGCCUAAGAUCCAGGGGCUGUUCAGCUCCGCCAACUCUCCCUUCGUGCCGGGCUUCAGCCAGUCACUAACGCUGAGCACGGGCUUCCGAGUCAUCAAGAAAAAGCUGUACAGCUCGGAGCAGCUGCUCAUUGAGGAGUGUUGAACUCGGGCCUUUGGGGGGGUGGGGGGGAGCGACCCUGCCCCCAUGACAGAAAGACAGCUGAACUUUUUGAGGUGGACCCUGGCAGGCAGGAGCUGAGGGACUGAAGCCUGUCCUUGGAAAACUGACAGCAGCCACCUGAAGGGGAGGAAGGUUGAGGUGUGGUGGGGACAUUGCGUUUCCAUGGAGGCUGCUCUGAGGCGAGCAGGUGGCUCCCGGCCCCUCAGUACUGUAGCAUGAAACAAAGGCUCAGGGGCCAACCGGGCCCCUGGCUGGAUGUGUAUGUAGCAUGUACUUUACCAUUUUUAUUGUUACUGACAGUUAAGACAACAGUGGUGUGACAGAGCCAGGAGAGCGGCUGGGCUGCACUGGCCUCUGCAGGGUUGGGGGGAGGGGAGUGUGCUCCUGGUAAAGGCCCUGGUGGGGGGGGGGGGAGGUCAAGGUGGUUUGUGUACUCACGGUCUGAAGGGGCCAAAUGUGUUUUUGGUUUUUGUAGCUUUUGGUUGUUUUGUUGUUGUUGUUUGGGUUUUUUUGUUGUUUGGUUGGGGUUUUUUUUGUUUUUUUUUUUGAUCGGAGCUUCACUACUGACCUGUCCUAGGCAGCUAUCUUACAGACGCAUGAAUGUAAGGAGGAAGGGGUGGUGUGGGGAUCACUUGGGGAUCUUGGACACCUGAAGAAAAACUACAACUGGGAGCUGCGUUUGCCCAUCCCCUGCUGUGUACUGAGGAGUGGAGCUGUGAGGGGAUAGGGUGGGAUUGGGGUUGGGGGCUGGAACCCCUCCCCCUAAGGAGUGCCAUCUGGGUCUUCCAUCUAGAACUGUUUACAUGAAGAUACCCGCUGUUCAUGAAUACACUUGAUGUUCAAGUAUUAAGACCUAUGCAAUAUUUUUUACUUUUCUAAUAAAAAAAAUGUUUGUUAAAA